Gadus macrocephalus (Pacific cod) is the source of this 1485-nucleotide messenger RNA. It is a transcript of the gene rmp24, whose product is annotated as chromosome 22 C18orf21 homolog. The coding region runs from base 180 to 1058 and encodes 292 amino acids. The transcript has 5 exons. The record is from RefSeq and is a predicted model, not a curated record. Lineage: Eukaryota; Metazoa; Chordata; Actinopteri; Gadiformes; Gadidae.
GUGUAUUCGUGUAUUCGUGUACUUCCAAUGUCGAUAACUAAGCUGAUAACCUUUAUCAUUGACACCUUAAUCUUAAGUUUAAUACAUAGUUUAUGUCUUGUAGCUUGCAAACCUAUUAUAUAGACGUAUGUUCAGGAAUAACUGUAUGAGAGCGUGUUUCUGUGAAGCAUUCUGAAAACAUGCCCUUGAGAAUGAAUCUUACUUGGGUACCAAAACAACGCGCGAUCACCUUUCUGAAGAAGGCUUCGCAGCUGUAUCAGGGACCCUGUCCGGAGCUGGCCCGUUACCUGAUGCGAGAGGCUAUGGCAGUGAAGGAGUGUGUUGAAGGAGCUGCCCUACCAGCCCAGGGGAGGGGCGAAGGCGUGUUGCCGGAGCACUGCCAGCACUGCUGGCAGCAGUUCCGGGCCGGCAACAAGCGCGUGCGGCUGCUGCGCGUGCGGCUGCUGCCCAAGCGGCGCACGGCGGCGCGAGUGCACAGCGUCCUGCGCCGGGAGGCCCGGGGGAAACGCCUCAGCCUGGCCCAGUGCCAGCUCCUGCGGCGCUACCGGAGCUCCGCCACCACACUGAUGGUCACGUGCCACACUUGCCACAAGACUACCCGACACAACGGGGUGAAUCGGAGAUUCUUGUUCGCCCAUGCAAAGAACACCCCUCAUGGCCCACAGACGCAUAGAAGCAACUACGGCACCCCCAAAUCGUCGGGCAAAGAGAAGACACCCAGCAUGACACCCAGCAAGAUACCCAGCAUGACACCCAGCAAGACACCCAGCAAGACACCCAGCAAGUCACCCAGCAAGACACCCAGCAAGACACCCAGCAAGACACCCAGCAAGACACCCAGCAAGACACCCGGCAAAACUCCAUGCAAUACACCCAGAAAACCACCACCCCGUCAAGCACCCUGGACGUUCUCCACCCGGAACAACACCCCUUCCCCCAACAAUCAACCCCAUAGAUUUAAGAAGUGGGUCGUGAAGGGUCUCACCCACAUCCUGAACCGGGAUAACAAGCCUGAGAGCAAGACAGGCACGCUGAAGGACUUCCUCUCCUCCCUCUGAGCGCCAGAAUCCACACCAACACACUUCCCUUGGACGACCCUCUGUGUGACACAGGGGGGUGGUCUGACCCACAUGGCCUGAACCGUAAAGGGGUUCACACCAAAGGCUGAAGAUAUGAAAGUUAAGAGUAUUAACUUUAACUCUGCUGCAGGUGUGAAAAGGGUUAAGUUUUGCCCACCAACAGAGCUAUUGCUGGGGCCAGACGGAGACCAGGCAUAGAAGGGCCCCUCUGGAAUCCAAAUGAAGCGGGGGCCCUGAUGUUGAUGUGCGGCUGUCAUUCAGGACCACAGCACCAUCUGUUGAGCCAGAGAGGCAUGCUUUCUUUGAUCUCAUUUAGCUUUUGCUCAUUCAGGUCUCAGAAUUGGUGCAGGAUUUGAAUGGUCAUUUUGGCAAGUGAUCAAGACUGCAAGAGGUAACAGAGUUCUGU